UCGGAGCGCCAUGGCCCCGGUGCGCGGCGGGGCCUGCGUGUGGCGGGGCGGGCGGGCGCGCUGGCUGCGGCUCCCCCCGGCGCCGGCCCGCCUUCUCCCCGCCAGGCACCUCGGAGGGACCCCCGGGAGCACUUUUGAUGUGGCUGUUGUCGGCGCUGGGAUUGUGGGGCUGGCAUCGGCCAGGGAGCUCAGCCUGCGACAUCCAUCCCUCACUUUUGGAGUGCUGGAAAAGGAGAAGGAGUUGGCCUUCCACCAGAGUGGACACAACAGCGGUGUUAUUCACAGCGGGAUCUACUACAAACCGGGAUCUCUGAAAGCGAAGCUGUGUGUGGAGGGGGCUGCCCUCUGCUAUGAGUACUGUGACCAAAAGGGAAUCCCGUAUAAACAAUGCGGCAAGCUGAUCGUUGCAGCUGAACAGGAAGAAGUUCCGAGACUCAAGGCGCUGUAUGAGAGGGGCCUGCAGAACGAGGUCCGCGGACUGAGACUCAUCUCUUCCAAAGAAAUACAAGCAAAGGAGCCCUACUGCCGGGGUGUGAUGGCCCUGGACUCGCCGUACACAGGCAUUGUGAACUACAGGCAGGUGGCCUUUGCCUACGCUGAGGAUUUCCAGGCAGCCGGAGGGACUGUUUUGACGGACUUUGAGGUCAAGGACAUGGAAAUGGCCAAAGAAAGUCCUGCUGGAAGUGAAGAUGGGAUGAAAUAUCCAAUUGUUGUUAGAAACUCAAAGGGGGAGGAAAGCCAUUGUCGGCAUCUUGUGUCCUGUGCAGGGCUUUAUUCGGACCGCAUCUCUCAGAUCAGUGGCUGCAGCCCAGAGCCUCGCAUUGUUCCAUUCCGGGGAGAUUACUUGGUGCUGAAGCCAGAGAAGUGCUAUUUGGUAAAAGGAAAUAUUUAUCCGGUGCCUGAUCCUCGUUUCCCCUUCCUGGGUAUCCAUUUCACCCCGAGGAUGGAUGGCAGCGUUUGGCUUGGGCCUAACGCCGUGCUUGCCUUCAAACGAGAGGGCUACAGAUUUUAUGACUUCAGUUUCCAAGACUUUGUAGACGCGGCGGCUUACAGUGGCCUAUGGAAGCUGGUGUUGAGGAACUUCUCUUAUGGAAUGGGAGAAAUGUACAGAGCGUGUUUCCUUAGUGCUCAGGUGAAGCAGCUGCAGAAAUUUAUACCAGAAGUUACCAUCGAUGAUAUACUCAGAGGCCCAGCAGGUGUCAGAGCUCAGGCCUUGGACAACGACGGAAACUUGAUUGACGACUUUGUGUUUGACGGAGGCACUGGAGACAUCGGCAGCCGAAUCCUCCAUGUCAGAAAUGCCCCUUCACCUGCUGCUACCUCCUCCCUUGCCAUUGCGAAAAUGAUCGCUAACGAGGUGGAGCGGAGAUUUGAGCUCUGAUGGAAUCCUGGAGGCCGGUUGGACCUCUUUGUGUUCAGACACUGUGCUUGGAAGGGUGGCAGUCAAGGAAAUGAUAGAGAGGUGGCCUUUUGGGGAGAAGCAAUCAGAAAGAGAGGCUGCCAACUGGAUUGCCUUGCAGAAGCCUCAAGCUCUGCAAUGUUCCGAUGAGCCUCAGAAGUCAUGCCACGUAAGGUCAAACACAGUGAACACCAGUCAGGUCCAUUAGAUGCUGUAUUAAUUUGGCAGGGGAAAUUGGUCCUGUGGUGUACUCAGGAAUGCAGUUAGAGCAGCAGACAUCACCACUCUUUCUCCUUAUAAUUUCGCUUUUGAACUAACUGGGUAUGCAGGCGCUGUGACUGUUUUAAUUUCCCUCCGUCCCAAAAUCACCUGAAAAAGGCACAGAAGGAACACAGUCUGCUCUCCACAAAAAGGGGGUUGUCUCUCCAAAACAUGGUAAUCCCACAACUCUGUCUUUCUCCCUGCCCAUGCCAGGCCACACUGUGGGUUGUGGCAAUUGCAGUAACAGGCGGGUGGUACCAUUGCCAAUGUGCCCUGAGCCCCAGGGAAGAAUACCUGUUUAUCAGAGUACUGAAUGUGAUUCCCACCUUCCAACUUGCAGAACAUAGGAAGUACACCGCUGGCACAAUCCAGAGGAAAGUGCUCAUGGGGGGUUGGACUAGAUGCCUCUCAGAAUCCCCUCCAACCUUACAAUUCUACCAUUCUAAGCCCCACUGAGUAGCUGAGAAGUGUGCAGGAGGACAGUAAUAGAUAGUCCCCUAAAUAUUGGAUGCACGGAGUGGUUUGGUCACAGCAAAUGGUCCUUUUCCUUUGGAGGGUUUUUCUGGUUCAGUCUUCACUGAAAAUGGGCAAACAAAUCGGUGUUUGAUUUUCUGGUUAGCGCUACAUAUGCACACAAUCCUCAUUGACUGAAUAGUCCAGAUAUGCAGAGAUCAGGAAAAAUAAGUUGUAUCUAAUUAAAUGCAAGCUAUUUUUAUAAAACAAAAGAUAAUGGGGGUAUAUGAUUAGAAGCCAAAACAGCCAUGAUCUGGAUUACAUUUUUAGAAUGUGAAUUCAUGCAAAACUUGUGCAUUACGAUGAUCAAUAAACUUACACAAAAACUGUUGCAUAAA
This is a messenger RNA of Podarcis raffonei (Aeolian wall lizard), 2511 nucleotides long. It is a transcript of the gene L2HGDH, whose product is annotated as L-2-hydroxyglutarate dehydrogenase. The coding region runs from base 11 to 1381 and encodes 456 amino acids. The record is from RefSeq and is a predicted model, not a curated record. Lineage: Eukaryota; Metazoa; Chordata; Lepidosauria; Squamata; Lacertidae. Gene Ontology annotation, molecular function: (S)-2-hydroxy-acid oxidase activity; (S)-2-hydroxyglutarate dehydrogenase activity. The transcript has 10 exons.